This is a messenger RNA of Lepisosteus oculatus (spotted gar), 1900 nucleotides long. RefSeq names its product parvalbumin-like EF-hand-containing protein. The record is from RefSeq and is a predicted model, not a curated record. Gene Ontology annotation, molecular function: calcium ion binding. Gene Ontology annotation, cellular component: cytoplasm. Lineage: Eukaryota; Metazoa; Chordata; Actinopteri; Semionotiformes; Lepisosteidae.
GUUCAGAGUGCACUGGAAGACAAGACGCACCCAGGGUUUCUAACAACCAAGGAUCUUGGCCACACUGCUGCACUAGGUGAUUUGACCCAAAUUAUCCUGCUGUGCAGUACCAUAUAGGCAGAGGUCAUGGAGGACGAAUUCAGCAUGCAGGUAAAAAAGAUGGCACUGGCCAUGGGCGCAUCACUGAGCGACCAGGAUAUCAACCGCAUGCCCAGAGAAAUGAGGCUCCAAGGAAACUUUAACUACAGUAAGUUCUUUGAGUACAUGCAACAAUUUACGACAUCAGAGCAGCAGGAGGAAUCUAUCAAGAAGGCCUUUAAGAUGCUGGACAAAGACAACAGUGGCUACAUUGAAUGGAAUGAGAUCAAGUACAUCCUGUCGACAGUGCCCAGCUCCAUGCCCGUGAUGCCCCUGUCAGAUGAGGAGGCUGAGGCCAUGCUACAGGCUGCAGAUGUGGAUGGCGAUGGGAGGAUUGAUUUCAGAGAAUUCUCAGACCUGGUCAAAUCGGAGAAGAAACCAAAGAAGUAGACAAGGGAGAGGGGCAGCAGAGGUUCUGGAAUCAACUUUCAUCGCUCGCACGGUUCCUAUUGGACUUGGCUUCGCUUCAGUUAUGGCCCUGACUGCUGGGAAAGCUUCCAACAUGCACUAACACUUGCCUAGCAAUUCCUCGGUGAAAGCCAUGUUAUUAUUGUAUGUAAAUACAUACUGUAAUACCACACAUAGCUCACUUACUAAACAAAUAUCUGUGACCAAAGGUCAAGUUCUCCACGUGUCACUUCAAAGUGUGGCUGUAAAAAUUUAGGAUGUGUUUAGAGAAUGACUUUGCAACUGUCACGAUAAUGCAACAGUGGUUACAAAACACUUGGCUUCACUCAAAGAAUACUAAAGCAUAUCUCCACAGUUCACCUUUCAGAGUACAGGAAACACCACUAUUUUGCCAUAAUCGGUUUAAAGAAUGCAUCAAAAAUAUUAGCAUAAGAUCUAGCUCCCCCAGACCCAAAUUGGAUAAAAAAUUAGAAAAUGGAUGUAUGGAUAAAUUUUCAAAAUAUUUUCCUAGCAGGCCAAGCCCUGACAGCUUGCAAACAGCACAAAGCGACAUUUACAUUUUUGGGGAGAUGAGAAGCAAGGUGCGUGGUUUUGAUUUGCAUUGGAAGGAUCAUUGUUCAGAUUUUCCUUACAUUGGUUGUUUACAGAAUUAUGCUUAUUGUUAAUGAUCACUGCAGAAAAUGUGUCUUGGAGUGCUUUCAAAUACAAAGACAAACCCUAUUGAUCAGGGCUGCUUUUUAAUACAUAGUUGAACUUUGUUGUAUAAAAGUUGGUAUAUAUAAACAAAGGCUGAAGCAGUUUGGGUACAUGUUCUUGAAUUUUACCAAUAAAACACUGUGUAAUACCUGCUUGUUUUCUUCUGUUGGUCUUCCUGUACAGCCCCAUAGGUAUUGAUACAGUAAAUAUAUUCACACUCUCACUUCACAGUGAAACACAGGAACAGCUCUGCAACCUACUGUAUGUGAGUCACUUCUCUACACUGCUCUGUCAAGGGUGGGGUCAGAUAGCUCGAUUUGGUGAGUGUGUGUCUUGAGCAUAUUCUUCAGGGCUUGCAAACUUAAACACUGACAGUUUUUCUAGCAUCCCAGGAGCCUGAUAUGAAACAUUGCCCCAACAUGGGAUAAAACAAAAUGCAAAAAGUAUUUAUUGGACACAAUUACAAAAAUGUGGGUAGUACGUUACAAGGCCACAGUUGCAAGGGCGACUGUAAGUCUUGUCUGUAUGGUGAUGUGUAAAAUCAUGACAACAAAGUGCAAAUCCUCUGAAUUGCACUAGAAGAGACAAGUGGAGGGAAAUUCAUAUUAAAAAAGAUCAAUUUGCCCUUCACUCCCCAAGAACCACUUGUAAAAAAAAA